AUGCACCACGCUCCUCCUCCCUCCUCAUCGGGAGAUCUCCCUCUCGUUCAAGCUCCAGAAAACAAUACCUCCAUUAACUGGGUCCCCGCAUCCCUUGGAAAUCAACCCGUAUCCCGAAAAGAAGAGUAUUCCAAAGAAGCAGGAGGCAUCUGGGGUGAGGGAUGCAGCGCAGCGACAUCCCUCGCAGAUAAUCAAGACGAGAUAACGCUGCGCGCAUCACUGGCACGGCACUUCCGCACCAACAUAGACACCACACACACCGAUAUCGUUCUGAUCAUCUGUGGCUUCGUCAGUGGUCUCGUAGAUGGCCUAUCAUUCAACGCCUGGGGGAGUUUCGCCAGUAUGCAAACCGGAAACAGCGUCUUCAUAGCCCUAGGUGCCUCAGGCCAGCCCGCCUACCCAGCCUACCUCUGGGCUAAAUCCCUCAUCGCCCUCACGGUCUUCAUCGUCAGCAAUAUCCUCUUCAUCCACGUCUCGCGGGCCCUCGGUCCCCGCCGCCGCUCAACCCUAAUCCUAUCUUUCACUGUCCAAACCGCCGCACUCCUGACGGCAGCCAUACUCGUCCAGCUAGGGAUCAUCGACCCCAAACCUGAAGACCCUCGAGCCCCCAUCGAGUGGAUGCAAGUCCUCCCCAUCUCACUGCUGUCCUUCCAAGCAGGCGGACAAAUCGUAACGUCCCGGGUGCUGGGGAUCGAUGAGAUCCCGACGGUGGUGUUGACCACGCUGCUCUGCGAUCUGCUAGUAGAUCCCAAGUUGACUGCAAAGGCUAACCCGAAGCGCAAUAGAAGGGCUGGGGCCUUCCUGGCAUUGUUCCUGGGCGCCAUGACUGCUGGGGGGUUGUCGAAAGCUACAGAGAUGGCAGCUAGUUUAUGGUUUGCUUUUGGCUUGAAGUUUCUCAUUACAGUUGGGUGGUUUGUGUGGAAGGGGGAUGGGAGGAGAGAGGGAAAGAGAGAUAUUGAGGGUUGA
Aspergillus pseudonomiae is the source of this 966-nucleotide messenger RNA. Its product is annotated as YoaK family protein. The coding region runs from base 1 to 966 and encodes 321 amino acids. The record is from RefSeq and is a predicted model, not a curated record. Lineage: Eukaryota; Fungi; Ascomycota; Eurotiomycetes; Eurotiales; Aspergillaceae. The transcript is spliced from 2 exons.